UCUUCUCUUUUGUCAACAGCGGUUUCCCUGGACGCAUUAGUAGAGAACUGUCACAAACUCCUGGAGAAGUUCCACUAUUCGUGGGAGAUGAUGCCUCUAGUCCUGGUCAUCCUCAACUACGCGGGCAGUGACCUUGAAGAGGCUUCACGGAAAAUUGAUGAAGGGAAGCUGAUGAUAGACGAGUACGCGAGGAAGCACAACCUGAAUGUCUUCGACGGGCUCGAGCUGAGGAACUCGACACGCCAGAAAAUGCUGGAAACUCAUAAUUUAAGUGGUGUUAUCUCGUCGUCCAUGGACUUAUUUUGA
Molecule: messenger RNA, 306 nt
Organism: Trichoplusia ni (cabbage looper)
Lineage: Eukaryota; Metazoa; Arthropoda; Insecta; Lepidoptera; Noctuidae
Product: protein doublesex-like
Exons: 3
Source: RefSeq, a predicted model, not a curated record